UCACCUCGCCUGUCGUCCGGGGCAUCAGCCUGUCUGAGUUGGAGAGACUCGGGGGGGAUGCUGUCGCAGAGAUGGAGUUGAAUCACAAAAACAACAAAGUGUCGGACAGAGUUUGAGACAAAAGGCGGAGGGUUAGCGUUAGUUCUCCGACUGAACUGAGCGCUGGAUGGAUUUUUGGUGAACAUAAGACAGGAGGAAAUUUAAAAAAAAAAUGAAGCUGCUGAAGCCGAGCUGGGUGAGCCACAACGGCAAACCCAUAUUUUCAGUUGACAUCCACCCUGAUGGGACAAAAUUUGCAACUGGUGGGCAAGGAGAGGAUUCUGGCAAGGUGAUGAUCUGGAACAUGGCGCCAGUCCUCAGAGAGGAGGACGAGAAGAACGAGAAUAUUCCCAAAAUGCUUUGCCAGAUGGACAAUCACCUAGCAUGUGUGAACUGUGUGCGCUGGUCCAACAACGGGCUGUACCUGGCAUCAGGAGGAGACGACAAGCUGGUCAUGGUGUGGAAGAGAGCCGCAUUCAUCGGCCCGAGCACAGUGUUCGGGUCGAGCAGUAAGCUAGCCAACGUUGAGCAGUGGAGGUGUGUCACCAUCCUGAGGAACCACACAGGAGAUGUGAUGGAUGUAGCGUGGUCCCCUCACGACGUGUGGCUGGCCUCCUGCAGCGUGGACAACACCAUCGUUAUCUGGAACGCUCGCAAAUUUCCAGAGAUGGUGACCUGUCUGCGAGGACACACUGGGUUGGUUAAAGGUCUGACGUGGGAUCCGGUGGGGAAAUACAUCGCCUCGCAGGCGGAUGACCACAGCCUCAGAGUGUGGAGGACGGUGGACUGGCAGAUGGAGGCCAACAUCACCAAACCCUUCAGUGAGUGCGGUGGGACGACCCACGUCCUGCGUCUGUCCUGGUCUCCAGACGGUCAAUAUCUGGUGUCGGCUCAUGCCAUGAACAACUCGGGUCCCACCGCUCAGAUCGUGGAGAGAGACGGCUGGAAGACGAACAUGGACUUUGUGGGCCACCGUAAAGCUGUCACUGUGGUGAAAUUCAACCCAAAGAUCUUUAAGAAGAAGCAGAAGAAUGGCAGCGCCCCGAAACCAGGCUGUCCGUACUGCUGCUGCGCUGUCGGCAGCAAAGAUCGGUCGCUCUCCGUCUGGCUGACCUCUCUGAAGCGCCCCCUGGUGGUCAUCCAUGAUCUCUUUGAUAAAUCAAUUAUGGACAUUUCCUGGACUCUGACAGGUCUGGGCAUGUUGGUGUGUUCGAUGGACGGCACGGUAGCCUACCUGGACUUCUCACUGGAUGAACUGGGAGAUCCACUGAACGAGGAGGAGAAGAACAGCAUCCAUCAGAACAUCUACGGUAAGAGUCUGGCUAUAACCAGCACUGAAGCUCAGCUCUCCACCACCAUCAUCGAGAACCCAGAGAUGCUCAAAUACCAGCAGGAGCGACAGAACUCGGCCCAGGCCAGCUCAGGACCGGGCAGUGCAGGGCCCGAAUCCUCAGCCCCUAAACUCAACAGUGUGAUGAACGGAGAGUCUCUGGAGGACAUCAGGAAGAACCUUCUGAAGAAGCAGGUGGAGACGAGAACCGCAGAUGGCAGAAGACGAAUCACACCGCUCUGCAUCGCUCAGCUGGACACCGGGGAUUUCUCGCCAGCUCUGUUCAACAGCGCUCCCAUCCUGCCCUCGGGCUCCUCCAUGUCCAACCAGCUCACCUCUCAGCUCAGCUCUGACUCCAGCCCAGGACAGGCCUCCUCUCUGGGGCUCAGGCCCAGCCACGACUCCAUGCUCACCUCGCCUCCGCCCAACAGCACUGCCAAGGGCUUGGAGGACAAGGAUGGCGUGAAGUCCAGUUUGCUGCUCACGUCUGCCUCCAAGAUCGAGCCAAUGAAAGCUUUGGACUCGAGGUUCACAGAGAGGUCAAAGGCCACGCCGGGGGUCACAGCUGCCAUCUCCUCCACCGCUGGACUCACGCCUCUAGACAGACCGAAAGACGGCAUCUCCGCCCUGAAAGAUGUAAAAACCAAAGAAGACACCAGCAGCGACAGCGAGGACAAGAUGGCCACCAUCAACAAAAACUUGACGUUCAGCAAGAGGAAACCUGAGCUGCUGAUGGACGGAGGAGAGGUGGUGGAGAAGAGGAAGAAGGGACGGCCAAGGAAAGACAAGAUGGCCGCUCCCAUCGCCCAACCCUUCACGCAGAUAACUCCUCCAGCAGAGCGGGAGCCCAGCAGGGUGGCAGCUCCUCCAGCUCCUGUAGCUGUUCUCAAACUACCAACACCAAGUAUAAAGAAGGCCUUCAGUCUGCAGGUGAGCAUGGAGCCGUCGGUGUUCCUGGAGGUGGAGAAUGAGGUGUCAGUGGUCGCGGGUUCGAAGCUCAGCCAGCUACGAUGCUCCAGAGACGGACGAGACUGGAACACACUGCUGCCCAGCUCAGUGGUCACCGCUGCAGGGAGCAGUGACGUCCUCGCCGUAGCCUGUCAGGACAGGAUGUUGUCCGUGUUCUCUUCCUGUGGACGGCGGCUCCUUCCUGCCAUCCAGCUGGCCACGCCUGUGUCAGCUCUGCACUGCUCCGCCCACUUCGUCAUGGCUCUCACAGCUGGAGCAACGCUGUCCGUGUGGGACGUUCAGAAACAAAAGGCCCUGGUGAAGAACGAGUCCCUGCUGACCAUUUUAUCUGGUGCUGACACAACAGUGUCUCAGUCUCUGCUGACCCAGCAGGGAGUUCCAGUCAUCGGACUGUCCAACGGGAAGUCCUACUGCUUCAGCUCCUCGCUGGAGACAUGGACUCUGAUAGCAGACAAAGGAGACUCUCUGGUCCAAUGUGCUGACUUCAGGAGCUGCCUUCCUACCCACGAUGCACCUGUGUCCUCGGGGCCGCUGGCUGUCAUGCAGGGACGCAACCUCAAUGCUGGUCGGCUGGCGUCCCGCCUCUCCUCCACCCCUCACCACCUGCAGCAGAGCAUGACGCUGGCCUUCCUGGAGAACCAGCUGGCGUCUGCUCUGACUCUGCAGUCAGCGCAGGAGUAUCGCUACUGGCUGCUCAUCUACGCCCGAUUCCUCGUCAACGAAGGCUCAGAGUAUCGUCUCCGAGAACUCUGUAAGGAGCUGCUGGGUCCCGUCCACAAAUCAGCCUCCACAGCCUGGGAGCCCACCACCCUGGGUCUACGUAAGCGCGAGUUGCUGCGGGAGGUUUUACCUGUCAUCGUUGAAAACCUGCGAUUCCAGAGACUGUUCACCGAAUACCAGGAUCAGCUGGAGCUGCUGCGCAACAAAUAACACACUACUACACACACACAGACACGGAGACACACAGACUGACAAAAACACACACUUGGACUCAUCAUGAAACCAGUUUGGCUCGACCUUUUCCUCAACUUGUGAAGCUUGAAACGCUGUUCUGGCUGAGAGCUGAAACACACUCCCUGGGUGUUUUGUGAGAACUUCAAUAACAGCCAGUCCACAGCUUUUCAAGCGCUGGGACUUUUCAGUGCUGUCACUCACCGGGAGAAGUGGUGGGUGCUUAGCUUUUUAUUAUCUAAUCACGAUCUCAGUUUGAACUUUCGUCUUCUGUCCUUUGUUCCUGUUAAAUGUGUUUUCUCUGACCUAUGCACCUCUCUCCUGCUCUCCUGAUCACGGACUUAAAAAAAUGAACUUAAAAGAGGCGGUGACAGAAAGGUCGCAGGUUAGAUUCCCGCCACGUGCAGCAUCACCAGCUGUGUGAAUCCUUCUCAAGUCUGUUUCCUUCCUCAGAGAGAGAGUGGAGGUGAGACGCUCGAAGAAGAAAAAUAUGAAUCAGAAUGGAUGUAAAGGAGCAAUAUGCUUGUACCAAAGUGAUGCCUUUAAGUGUAGAAAUAACCACACACCUUCAUCUGUGACAUGAAGGAAACGAGGGGCAUCCAGACAAAAGGUGCAGCCGGGUUUUGAAAAGCUGAAUCUGCCAGUGGGUGAAGUUUCUGCCUAGAUUGGCUGUCCUAAAAAGUGACAGUGCUAAUGCCAAAAUGUGAGGUCACAGCGAGAAAGAUAAUCAAAGUUAGACCACCGCUUGGUAUGAAAUUUAUAUUCUGAAACACAGGAUGGGAAAUGGAGUCAGAAGGGUCUAAGUGAGGAAAAAAGUUGGGGAAAAAAAGAGCACUUAAAGCUGUUGAGAUGUUAGGAAGGGUAUUUGUGCACAAACAGGAAGCACAGCAGCCAAAAUGUGUUUUCUGACUGAACUGUAACUAAAAAAACAGAAAUCAGCUCACAUGAACAAAACGUUAAAGUAAAAUAACGAUCAGGUCUCGGCGAUGCAGGAAUCUCUUGUCGAUGUGCAGCAGCACUGAUCAGUCACAUCUCGGUCUGCACCUGUUCCAGACAUCACUUCAAGUUGGUCGCCAUUUUUAACAACAGUUCCUCAUCAUGUCGUCAAUUGUCACAAACACUGUCAUCAUUUUUACCUUCAUCAGCACCUAAAAUCAGGAUGAUCAGACAUGCUAAAUUGUCAGCUGCAGAUUUGACACAAUGAGCGUGUUUUAAAAGUCACAUUUUUAUUGUGUUGAAUGAAUUCAGAAGCAAACUCCGGUUUUCAGGAAAGUUUUGACCUUUAUCAUGACAUCUCAGAUUAUAUCAUGUUUACUGUGUUUACAUGUUUGACUCUGCAGGCGUUCAGCAAGAUUGUGGCUGCAACACUCAGAAGUUAUUUUUCUUCAAACAGCAGGGCUGGGUGUUUAAAACAUUACUGGAUGCCAGUACCAAUAGAGUACGUACCACAUCCGUCGUGUGAAUGGAAGCAUUUGGUCACAUAAAUUGCCACCAGAUACCGCAGGCCUGUGGUGUAGCCAUACCUUCAAACAUUUCAGUAGCAUCUCGGCACACUGAGCUGCCUUUUUCUGUCAGAUACAUCAUGCUGGCUCUCGGGGUUGUAGCUGCUGCGGUAGUGGGCCAACGCUUGUGCUGAUUGGCUGCAAGCAAAACCAUACUAAGAGUUUUUUGUUCUAGAUCUGGUACAGAAAAGAUUAAAUGCAAGUAUCAUUUGACUGGAGAAGUUUUCAUGCUACGUGGUAUUGGGUUAUUGUGGUUGAUGUGUUAAAGGUAUCGAGCACAGGUACCCAGCCCCAACACACACAUAGCUUGGAUCUUUUGAAGCGCGGUUGUGUGAGGUACGUAUCCAUAGACGGUGUAUUACGUACGGUAGCUGUCAGUCAGAAACAGGCAGGAGUACCACCACAGAAGCUCAGCAUCGUACUGCUGUGGUCGCGUGCUUUAUUUAGAAUAUUUUCAACACUUUACUUUCUUGCAGUGAUUCCUGAUGUGGAACUGAAGCCCCAGUGUGGAGAAGCAGCAAGAGGGCCAGAACAAAAGCUAAGCUAAGCCUUAGAAAGUCCCACCUAAAAGAAUCUGUAUCAGUUGAAGUGCACGCGAUGUUGAGAGUAUUUUUACUGCUUUACCUUUUCGUCAGACGGUCUGUUCUGAUGGGGAAACACAAACACACUGACUGAUGGAGGCAGACCAGCAGCUCCUGUGUUCAGCGAUGAUAGAUCACUGUUCUUCUCACUGGAGUCUGGUUUUAUAGAGAGUGAUAGAACGGCUUCAGUUCCCUGUUGAACAUCGGUGUGACUGCAAGGUAAAGCAGUGAAAAUUAAAUUUAUAUUGGUUUUUUUAGGCGGCUAGAAGCAGCACAUUGCAUAGCGUCCAUGUUAAACUCCAACCUGCUUCUCCAAACUGGGAUCGUGCCAACUGACAUCUGCUGUAGUUGAUACACUGACUGUGGAUGAGCACGGCAUACAGCCCUGCUUCAUAAGGUCCAUACUGUUCCUUUAAUAACUCUGAUGUGCAGACUUGAACCUCUUUGGCUGUAAACUUGUUCCACAGUUUGAACCAGGUUUAGUGUAACUAUCAGUAGCUGCUCGAGGAAAAAACACUCUGGGCUCCAGCAUCUCAUCUUCAAGGUGUAUCAUGUGUGUCACACAGGGCUGUGGGGUAAUCAAACACAUCGUUCUGUCUUAUGUUACAGUGUGAACAUGCGGUGCAGCUUUCUUUUUUACUCAUUAAAUCCAACAGAAGAUGUUUUUUCAGUGAGAUGUGUGACUGUAGGAUCGUCCUUUUCUUGGUAUCAUGUGAACAUUGGAUCAGAGGGGGCCAGCGGAGGAAUGUUAUAUAUAUUAUUUUGGUCUGUUUCACGUCGCGUCUCUUCUGUAAAUAACCACAUUCUCUCGUCAGCACCCUCAUUUAUGUUUCGUCGCCGGGCAAAAACCACUGCACAGAAAUCCGUUGUUUUUUUCUUCAGGACAGGUUUCGAGGGCCCAGCGCUCAUGAACCCAACAACACCUCAACAAACUUCACCUGUCGUGUUUAGCCUUUUUGUCUGCUGCAGCAGUGAUGCACUCCUCUGCCAGUGCAGUGUGUGUAUAUAAAUGGAGAGUGUGAGCUUAGGAAGCUUGUUUACUGCUGUAUGUGACCGCACAGUGCGGAGAGCAGCGCUGAGGCAGACUCACAGACGACAGGAAGAGUUCAUCUUUCUUCACCUAUCUGUACAGCACGUCUUUCUUUACUUCAUUGGUUUUCUGUCAGUCAUUUUUAAAUGUUUGUACGAGGCAAUUUUUGUUUCCAUUUUCUAUAAGAAAAAGAAAAAAUGAGCAGAGAUGAGCUGAAAUUUUGCUUUUGAAGAAAGAAAGUGAAAAAAUAAACAAAUGAAGAACA
This is a messenger RNA of Epinephelus fuscoguttatus (brown-marbled grouper), 6667 nucleotides long. RefSeq names its product protein HIRA. The transcript has 25 exons. Gene Ontology annotation, biological process: chromatin remodeling; DNA-templated transcription; regulation of DNA-templated transcription. The record is from RefSeq and is a predicted model, not a curated record. NCBI's taxonomy places the organism in Eukaryota, Metazoa, Chordata, Actinopteri, Perciformes, Serranidae. Gene Ontology annotation, cellular component: HIR complex; nucleus. Gene Ontology annotation, molecular function: nucleosome binding; protein binding. The coding region runs from base 212 to 3268 and encodes 1018 amino acids.